GCGGCCCAGGGGAGAGGCCCGGGCUAGGCGGCGGCGCUGCUGCCGGCGAUGCGGCCAUGUUCGUGCAGGAGGAGAAGAUCUUCGCGGCCAAGGUGCUGCGGCUGCGCAUCUGCGCCCUGGACGGCGCCGAGUGGCUGGAGGAGGUGGCCGAGGACACGGCCGUGGAGCGGCUCAAGGAGCGCUGCCUCAAGCACUGUGUACCUGGGAGCCUAGAGGAUCCCAAAACCAUAACCCACCACAAAUUGAUCCACGCUGCUUCAGAGAAGGUCUUAACCGACACGAAAACUGUCUUGGAGGAAAACAUUCAAGACAGAGAUGUUUUGGUGCUGGUAAAGAAAAGAGCCCCCCCGGCCCCUCCCAAGAUGGCUGACGUUUCGGCAGAGGAAAAACGGAAGCAGGAGCAGAAAGCGCCUGACAACGAGGCCAUCCUGAAGGCAACCACCAGCCUCCCAUCCCACAGUGUGGACCGCAGCGUGGCACACCACAAUAUGAGGGAUUUCCAGACUGAACUUCGCAAGAUCUUGGUCUCGCUCAUAGAAGUUGCUCAGAAGUUGUUAGCGCUGAAUCCCGAUGCGGUUGAACUUUUUAAGAAGGCCAACGCCAUGUUGGAUGAAGACGAGGACGACCGGGUGGACGAAAUCGCCUUGCGCCAGCUGACUGAGAUGGGAUUUCCGGAAAGCAGAGCCAACAAAGCCCUUCGCUUAAACCACAUGUCCGUGACUCAGGCCAUGGAGUGGCUGAUUGAGCAUGCCGACGACCCAGCCGUGGAUGCCCCGUUGCCGGGCCAGGUCACGCUGGACAGCGUGGCGGUACCGGGGCCCUCUGCCCUCGCCCCCACCCAGGCCGCCACCGGGGCCAGCCUGGAAGCGAGCCGAGAAGAGCCAAAGGACGAGCUGACUGAAAUCUUCAAGAAGAUCCGGAGGAAAAGAGAGUUUCGUCCAGAUCCACGGGCCGUCAUCGCUUUGAUGGAGAUGGGCUUUGACGAGCGGGAGGUGGUGGACGCGCUCCGGGUGAACAACAACCAACAAAACGCAGCGUGCGAAUGGCUGCUGGGAGACCGGAAGCCCACGCCGGAGGACUUGGACAAGGGCAUUGACCCGACCAGCCCUCUUUUCCAAGCCAUCCUAGAAAACCCAGUGGUACAAUUGGGUCUGACGAAUCCCAAAACACUUCUCGCCUUUGAAGAUAUGCUUGAAAACCCUUUAAACAGCACUCAGUGGAUGAACGACCCCGAAACCGGGCCUGUCAUGUUGCAAAUUUCUCGAAUCUUCCAGACACUGAACCGCACAUAGAAAGCGGCAAAUCUCCCGGCCGUGCCAUUUUCGGACUCUCUUUUUCGCUCGCGUCUUCUAAGGGAACCGGAGACACCAGUUGCUGAGAGAGAAAUCGUGUGACGGGUCCUUUUCUUUUCUCAGCAUAUUUUUUUCUUUGAGGGAGGGUAGAUGUGACACAGACUUUACUUUUCGUUUGCAGUUCUGGCUUUACACGCUGUGUGACUUUAUUAUUAUUUUUGUGUGUGUUAGCGGAAGGCGGUUUGAAGACAUAGGUGUGUUUUUCUUUCCGUGCAAGUGUUUCUGUAGAAACGGCAAACGGCGCGUCCAAAUGCAGGGGAAAAUAAGCCUUUUACAACUAUUUAAGAAUCUGAUCAUUGGUGAAAGGACAUCAUCCCUGUUUUUGAUGUUCCGGCUAAAUACAGACGUCCCCCAGUGGCCGUUGACUUGUCCACAACACAAACCCCAAGAGAAGGUUUACGUGGGGAGUCAAGGGAACGUUGACCUGUCCUUUAUUGAGUUCUGAAAUACAGAAGGCUUUUUCAACUGA
Elgaria multicarinata webbii is the source of this 1821-nucleotide messenger RNA. It is a transcript of the gene UBAC1, whose product is annotated as UBA domain containing 1. The coding region runs from base 57 to 1292 and encodes 411 amino acids. The record is from RefSeq and is a predicted model, not a curated record. The transcript is spliced from 10 exons. Gene Ontology annotation, cellular component: ubiquitin ligase complex. NCBI's taxonomy places the organism in Eukaryota, Metazoa, Chordata, Lepidosauria, Squamata, Anguidae. Gene Ontology annotation, molecular function: protein binding.